This is a messenger RNA of Cylicostephanus goldi, 465 nucleotides long. The record is from the annotation of a GenBank genome assembly. Lineage: Eukaryota; Metazoa; Nematoda; Chromadorea; Rhabditida; Strongylidae.
AUGAGUGAGGAGCUGUGCGAAGAGUACACAAAAGUAGAGCGGAUAGUCGCGCAUCAGGUAGAGCAAAUAAAACCUCAAGAGAUGGCUUCCUCAAUGCUCAAAAAUAUGUUGUUCAGGGAUAAAAAUGCGGAUGGCCAAGAGGCCACAGAAUAUUAUGUAAAAUGGUGUGGACUUUCAUAUUCUGACUGUACUUGGGAGGAUGCUCGUUUGUUACCUCCUGAAGCAAUCCAGGCUUAUCAUCGCAGGAUCGAUAACUAUAAAGCGCCCAGCAAAAAUGCUGCGGUACUACGAAGAAGACCGAAGUUUGUAAAAAUCGAGGGUAUGCCAUCAUGGCUACAACCUGAUGAUAAAGAACAAACUCUUCGAGACUAUCAACUCGAAGGUCUGAACUGGAUGCUGCAUGCUUGGUGCAAACACAAUUCAUGGUUAGUUCAAGAGCUCCAGCUUUUUUUGAGGACGACGUAG